Molecule: messenger RNA, 2228 nt
Organism: Chanos chanos (milkfish)
Lineage: Eukaryota; Metazoa; Chordata; Actinopteri; Gonorynchiformes; Chanidae
Gene: yy1b
Product: YY1 transcription factor b
Exons: 7
Coding region: 20-1150 (376 amino acids)
Biological process (GO): regulation of transcription by RNA polymerase II
Cellular component (GO): transcription regulator complex; PcG protein complex; chromatin
Molecular function (GO): DNA-binding transcription factor activity, RNA polymerase II-specific; RNA polymerase II cis-regulatory region sequence-specific DNA binding
Source: RefSeq, a predicted model, not a curated record
CAAGCUGGCGGAAUUCAAUAUGGCAUCCGGGGAAACGCUGUAUAUAGAAACCGAUGGCUCGGAGAUGCCGGCUGAGAUAGUCGAACUUCACGAAAUUGAAGUGGAAACGAUUCCAGUGGAAACUAUAGAGACCACGGUGGUUGGAGGAGACGAUGACGACGAACAUCAGCCCAUGAUUGCCCUACAACCGCUAGUUACAGACGACCCAAGUCAGGUUCAUCACCACCAAGAAGUAAUCCUGGUGCAAACCCGAGAGGAGGUUGUUGGCGGAGACGACUCGGACCUCCGUGCGGACGAUGGGUUCGAGGACCAAAUUCUUAUACCGGUGCCUGCUCCCGGUGCUGAAGAGGAGUAUAUCGGACAGACUCUGGUUACCGUUGCAGGGAAAAGCUCUGUGGGGCGGAUGAAGAAGGGGGGAGGUAGUGGAAAGAAAGCGGGCAAAAAGAGCUAUUUAAGUGCUGCGGAAGCCACUGGAAGAAAGUGGGAACAGAAGCAGGUGCAAAUUAAAACGCUGGAAGGGGAAUUCUCCGUUACAAUGUGGGCAUCAGAUGACAAAAAGGACAUUGAUCACGAGACAGUGGUGGAGGAACAGAUCAUCGGUGAGAACUCACCUCCAGAUUAUUCAGAAUACAUGACUGGGAAAAAGCUCCCCCCAGGUGGCAUUCCAGGAAUUGACCUCUCAGAUCCCAAACAGCUGGCAGAGUUUGCCAGUAAUGAUGAUGGUUCCCUAGUUGAGACUGCAAUUAAAAUGAAGCCGCGCAAGAUCAAAGAGGAUGAUGCCCCCAGGACGAUAGCAUGCCCGCACAAAGGCUGCACUAAGAUGUUUAGAGACAAUUCAGCUAUGCGGAAGCACCUGCACACCCAUGGCCCGCGUGUCCACGUGUGCGCUGAGUGCGGUAAGGCCUUUGUGGAGAGUUCCAAACUGAAGCGCCAUCAGCUCGUUCACACCGGAGAGAAGCCUUUCCAGUGUACUUUUGAAGGCUGUGGAAAGCGCUUCUCCCUGGACUUUAAUCUGCGAACACACGUGCGCAUUCACACCGGAGACCGACCCUAUGUCUGCCCUUUCGAUGGCUGCAAUAAAAAGUUUGCUCAGUCCACCAACCUUAAAUCGCACAUCUUAACACAUGCAAAAGCCAAAAACAACCAAUGAGCACCUCCCGUCUGCCUGUGUCAUCCCAGAGCCCGCCUCAACACAACAGCAUCUUAACACUGGAGGAAUGAACCAUGUUCUUCUUUAGAUCUCCCAAAGGAAAAAAAAAAUGUGAUGUGAAGGAAUUUGGAUAAAAUAUGAUGAGGGUAUAAAGGCACAGAAAAAGCAAAAACUCUGCUUUUUUUCCAAGUUUUUCUCUCCCCCCUUCCCCCCAUAUAGAACAACUUCGUUACCCAAUUUCCAUCGCUGGAGCUCAGUCAGGGGGGACUUUGUUUGACCUGCCUGGCUCUUCACACUUGAUUUGAUGGCACGUUUCUGCCAUGCGGAUGGAACUCAUACACACUGAGCGAUAGACAGUGCUUUUUAUCACACAGGGCGAAAACAACAACAACAACGUUUGAACUGUCACUCCAUGUUUUGUUCUGUUUUCUUCUCUUCUUUUUUUUCCUUCCCAACUGAAAUCUCACCGGUCUGCAUAGAUGUAUAGCUUUUAAUUUUGUAUUCUCCAAGUGUGCAUAUUGUACACUUAAUUUUGGGAUAUGCUUAGUAACGCAACCUUGUGAUCAUUCUUUCUCCCUGAAGAUUUAAGGUUUUUUCCUCAUGACAGUUCUUCUUGGAAGAGGUGAUAAUAGUUACUGUAAAACAUUGCUUCAAAAGUAUUUUUAUGUAAAAAGUUUUUUUUUUUUCCUGUUUAAUCUCCCUCCCUUAUUUGGUUGUAAUCUAACCAUUGAAUUAUCUUGUGUAAGUGUAUUGUAUGGCUGUAUGGAGAUCAUGUAGAAGUGGACAGCACAGCGAGUAUGUGUGUUUAUCGCUUUAAAAUGUUUAGUCAUGAGUUGCAUUUCUUCUUUUUGCCGUGGAUUGUUGCCACAGGGAAAAGGAACAUUUAGUUCACUUUUUAAAACCAGUCUGUUAAACCACACAACCUGCAUUAAGAUAAGUGUGAUCUCUCAUUUUUCUUUGUUAGAAUGUAUUGUAAAGGCCUAAAACCAUGAAUUUGUUCCAUGAAUUUGUGACUUUUAUUCUUUGUUAAUAUUUACACCCUGUAUUUCAGUGAGCUUCAAUUAAAAAAAAAAGUGAU